GGUAGCCACCUGCGCCCAGCACGUGACACAGGCAUUGCGCUUGACCACAAGCAAGCAAACAAAAACAACCACCCAAACAAACCAUAUUGCAUCAGUGAGAAGACGACCAUGAAGCUGCUGUUAACCCCGGGAGAGCGACAACGAGCGCUGUCGAUCAAGGCGGCUAUCGAAUCCGCGCCGUUUAUCCAGAAUCGUCCCGAUUUGGAGUACGCCCAUUUGGCGUUGUGCUGUUCUCCCAACAUGAGUCAAGAAGCACUGCUCGAGACUGCGCACAAACUGCAGUGUUUUCGAGAACAAUAUGGCAUCCAGGAGACGGUCGAAGAUGGCGUUCGGUCUCUACGAGAGCUCAUGAUGCAACAGCCAGGACACAUCUUGGACAUUAGUUAUGUUCCGUCCGAGCAAACCUAUCAUUGUGUGUCGGAUUUUGCGAAAUUGGAUCCUUCCAAGGUGCAAUCCGAGAAAGACUAUCGGGUCUACCAAUCUGCGUUCUAUUACAUCAUGAGAGCCACUUCGACCAGCCCCGAAUCCAUGAGGAAGGGACUUAUCAUUUCUGCUUCAUGCGAAGGAAUGACUCUGAGGAGCGUCAAUGUUCAGUUUCAAGAGCGCUGUGUCGCGGAAUUGUGGAACUACUAUCCAGCACUGUACAAGGAGAUCACUUGGUACAAUACACCCACUGCUGCAAACAUGAUGUACAGCAUGAUUCGAAAAUUCAUGACAAAAGAAUUUCGCGACAAUUGGAAGGUGGGCGCCAUUGGGGACUACGAGGGACGUUUAGAUUCCUUGUUUGCCAUACCGACGCUGGAAGAUGCGCAGGAACAAGUGCUGCAAAGAGUUGAAUCUUACCUUCAAGAGCGCUAUCACAAUGAACAACAUUUUCGACUAGAACAAAUCAAAAAUGUCCAAAGUCAGGAACAACCCUUUGCCCCAAUCGUCGUUUCCCAAUUCGACGACAACUACUAGUGUCUGAAUCCCAAUCCAGCACAAGGCUUGUCAUAGAUCGCGUUCAACAUCUUGAAGAGUCACCGGCGAUAUUGGUGGGGCAAUGCGCGUUUUCUCCUCCGACAGCACUGCUUCCGAGCUUUGAAAGCUUGCGGGAGCUCGCCUCCCUGUCUUCACUGAGCACACGACGGGCUUCGUUCAUGUCCCAGCUUGAUAAGCCACAGUAAAGCCUGCGAAUUGGUUGUUUCCACGUUCAACAGUUGGUUCGCGAAGAUCCUUCAAGCAGUCGCCCAGUGCCCGUCUUGGCCCAUCGCUUUUCACGUGAUCCAAGUGGAUUGUAGCGAUUGCUUUACUGAGAUGCAAUUGAAGCUUGUCAAGAUUGGUCAGAGCCAUCUCUUGUGUUUCCGAUGGUGAACAAGACAUGGGAGACAAGAAGACUGCAAUCAAGGCGGCCGGAAUGCUCAUGCAAGAGUUGAAGCGCGGCAUGUACUGAGUUACUGGGUUGCGUUCUUGCCAACACACACUUUGGAGAACGAAACAGUGCCACCCGAAGAGACAGCUCCACGUUCACAUCAGUUCAUACAUAGACGACGAGGAAUGUCAGUAGGAAUGUUUUCCCCUUUCCCAAUAGUCAAAUCUUCAAUCGUCUUGUCCUAGAGGCCC
Molecule: messenger RNA, 1602 nt
Organism: Seminavis robusta
Lineage: Eukaryota; Bacillariophyta; Bacillariophyceae; Naviculales; Naviculaceae
Source: the annotation of a GenBank genome assembly